AUGUUUACCCUUGCGGAAGUUGCUUCACUUAAUGACAUUCAGCCAACUUACCGAAUCCUGAAACCAUGGUGGGACGUGUUUAUGGAUUACCUGGCUGUCGUUAUGCUGAUGGUAGCCAUCUUUGCAGGAACCAUGCAACUUACCAAAGAUCAGGUGGUCUGCUUGCCAGUAUUGCCAGCUCCUGUAAGUUCAAAGGCACAUGCUACACCAGGAAAUGCCGACGUUACCACCAACAUCCCGAAGAUGGAAUCAGCCACAGACCAAGACCAAGAUGGGCGGAUGACAAAUGAGAUUUCCUUUGGCGCAUCUGCUGUGACACCUGACAUACCUCUCAGAGCCGCAUAUCCUCGUGCAGAUUCCACAGUUCCAAAUCAGGAGGCCAAGAAAGAGAAGAAAGACCCAACUGGCCGAAAGACAAACUUGGAUUUUCAGCAAUAUGUGUUUAUUAAUCAGAUGUGUUACCAUCUGGCCCUUCCGUGGUAUUCCAAGUACUUUCCAUACCUUGCUCUUAUACAUACUAUUAUUCUCAUGGUCAGUAGCAACUUUUGGUUCAAAUAUCCCAAAACAUGCUCAAAAGUAGAGCAUUUCGUUUCGAUCUUAGGAAAGUGCUUUGAAUCUCCUUGGACUACUAAAGCGUUGUCUGAGACAGCGUGUGAAGACUCGGAGGAAAACAAGCAGAGAAUAACAGGUGCCCAGACUCUACCAAAGCAUGUGUCUACCAGCAGUGAUGAAGGGAGCCCCAGCGCCAGCACCCCGAUGAUCAACAAGACUGGAUUCAAAUUUUCAGCCGAGAAGCCCGUGAUUGAAGUCCCCAGCAUGACCAUCCUGGAUAAAAAGGACGGUGAACAGGCCAAAGCCCUGUUCGAGAAAGUGCGGAAGUUUCGUGCUCACGUGGAAGACAGUGACCUGAUCUAUAAACUCUAUGUGGUCCAAACAGUUAUCAAAACAGCCAAAUUCAUUUUCAUUCUCUGCUACACAGCAAAUUUUGUCAACGCAAUCAGCUUUGAACACGUCUGCAAGCCCAAAGUGGAGCACCUGACCGGUUACGAGGUGUUCGAGUGCACCCACAACAUGGCGUACAUGCUGAAAAAGCUGCUCAUCAGUUACAUAUCCAUCAUUUGUGUGUAUGGUUUUAUCUGCCUCUACACUCUCUUCUGGUUAUUCAGGAUUCCUUUGAAGGAAUAUUCUUUUGAAAAAGUCAGAGAAGAGAGCAGUUUCAGUGACAUUCCAGAUGUCAAAAAUGAUUUUGCGUUCCUUCUCCACAUGGUAGACCAGUAUGACCAGCUCUAUUCCAAGCGUUUUGGGGUGUUCUUGUCAGAAGUCAGUGAAAAUAAGCUUCGGGAAAUUAGUUUGAACCAUGAGUGGACAUUUGAAAAACUGAGGCAGCACGUGUCACGCAACGCCCAGGACAAGCAGGAGUUGCAUUUGUUUAUGCUGUCAGGCGUGCCUGACGCUGUCUUUGACCUCACAGACCUGGAUGUGCUGAAACUCGAGCUGAUUCCAGAAGCUAAACUUCCUGCUAAGAUUUCUCAGAUGACUAAUCUCCAAGAGCUUCACCUGUGCCACUGCCCUGCAAAAGUGGAGCAGACUGCUUUCAGCUUUCUCCGCGAUCACUUGAGAUGCCUUCACGUGAAGUUCACUGAUGUGGCAGAAAUUCCUGCCUGGGUGUAUCUGCUCAAAAACCUUCGCGAACUGUACUUGAUAGGCAAUUUGAACUCUGAAAACAAUAAGAUGAUAGGCCUCGAAUCUCUCCGAGAGUUGCGGCACCUUAAGAUCCUCCACGUGAAGAGCAAUUUGACCAAAGUCCCCUCCAACAUUACUGAUGUGGCCCCACAUCUCACCAAGUUAGUCAUUCAUAAUGACGGCACUAAACUCCUGGUACUGAACAGCCUUAAGAAAAUGAUGAAUGUUGCCGAGCUGGAACUCCAGAACUGUGAGCUAGAGAGAAUUCCACAUGCUAUUUUCAGCCUCUCUAACUUACAGGAACUGGAUUUAAAGUCAAAUAACAUCCGCACAAUUGAAGAAAUCAUCAGUUUCCAGCAUUUAAAACGACUGACUUGUUUAAAAUUAUGGCAUAAUAAAAUUGUCACCAUUCCACCCUCCAUCACCCACGUCAAAAACUUGGAGUCACUUUAUUUCUCUAACAACAAGCUGGAAUCCCUACCAGUGGCAGUGUUUAGUUUACAGAAACUCAGAUGCUUAGAUGUGAGUUACAACAACAUUUCCAUGAUCCCAAUAGAAAUAGGAUUGCUUCAGAACCUGCAGCAUUUGCAUAUCACGGGGAACAAAGUGGACGUUCUGCCGAAACAGCUGUUUAAAUGUGUUAAGUUGAGGACUUUGAAUCUGGGGCAAAACUGCAUCACAUCCCUCCCAGAGAAAAUCGGUCAGCUGUCACAGCUCACCCAGCUGGAGCUAAAGGGGAAUUGCUUGGACCGCCUGCCAGCCCAGCUGGGCCAGUGUCGCCUGCUCAAGAAAAGUGGGCUUGUGGUGGAAGAUCACCUUUUUGACACCCUGCCCCUCGAAGUCAAAGAAGCGUUGAAUCAAGAUAUAAAUAUUCCUUUUGCAAAUGGGAUUUAA
Messenger RNA from Rangifer tarandus platyrhynchus (Svalbard reindeer), 2577 nucleotides. The record is from the annotation of a GenBank genome assembly. Lineage: Eukaryota; Metazoa; Chordata; Mammalia; Artiodactyla; Cervidae.